Molecule: messenger RNA, 420 nt
Organism: Rhincodon typus (whale shark)
Lineage: Eukaryota; Metazoa; Chordata; Chondrichthyes; Orectolobiformes; Rhincodontidae
Product: guanine nucleotide-binding protein G(I)/G(S)/G(O) subunit gamma-8-like
Exons: 2
Coding region: 31-240 (69 amino acids)
Biological process (GO): G protein-coupled receptor signaling pathway
Cellular component (GO): heterotrimeric G-protein complex
Molecular function (GO): G-protein beta-subunit binding
Source: RefSeq, a predicted model, not a curated record
GUGGAGGGGUUGUGACCUGAGCGAGAGGAGAUGCCCAAUCAGACGGCUAAGAUCGCAGAGGCCAGAAUGGCCGUGGAGCAGCUGAAGCUGGAGGUCCACAUCGACAGGAUGCAGGUCUCCAAGGCUGCAGCUGAACUCCUGGCGUAUUGCGAGGAACACGCUAAGGAGGAUCCCCUCGUAACUCCCGUCCCGAAUGCCAACAACCCCUUCCGGGACAAGGGCAUGUGUGCCAUCCUCUAGAACAGCCUCACUCAUCAACCCCUUGCCAUCUCGGAAUUGCAAAGUGGACCGUUGGAUUUGCAAAGGGCUUGGUUUGAGGAUGUUGAGAGGCAGAGGGUCACUACACAUUUAUAGCAGGAGAGGAAGAUUCACCGCCAAUUCUGCAAUCGAGUGCGAUUAAAACAUCAUUGAAAAAUUAAA